GAAAACCUGCUGGCUGCCUCAUCUCCAUUUCCCAACUCGUGACAUUCUCCUCUCUGAUUCCUUCGUCGCCUCCUCUCUAAUUCCUCGCCUCCUUCGAGGCUUCAACUCUUCGAGCUUUCUUCAAUUAAUCGGUCAAUUAAUUUGGAGGUUCUUACUACUAAAGAUGGGACCUUUAACGCUUGCAAUAAAUGGCAAGAACUCUUCAAUGGAACAAUCAGACAUGUCAGUGCAAAAAGUGCAGCAUCAACUGAUGCCAAGGAGAGCAUCCUUUGCGUCAGUUAGCGUGGAAGAAGAAAAGCCCUUUGAUUUUCUCCGUACACUAUUAGAUGGUAUCAUUUCCGGAGGUACGGCUGGUGUCGUUGUGGAGACUGCUUUAUAUCCAAUUGAUACAAUAAAAACUCGAUUGCAGGCAGCACGUGGUGGAGGGCAAAUUGUCUUGAAAGGGCUUUACUCUGGAUUGGCUGGAAAUCUUGCUGGAGUCCUUCCAGCUUCCGCAGCAUUUUUGGGAGUUUAUGAACCAACAAAGCAAAAGUUAUUGAGGCUUCUUCCUGAGAACCUAAGUGCAGUUGCACAUUUGACCGCAGGUGCUGUUGGUGGAGUCGCUGCUUCUUUUAUUCGUGUUCCUACAGAAGUUGUCAAACAGAGAAUGCAAACUGGGCAAUUUGCCUCAGCUCCUGAUGCUGUGCGAUUAAUUGUUGCAAAGGAGGGAUUCAAAGGUCUUUAUGCGGGAUAUCGAUCAUUUCUACUACGAGAUUUGCCCUUUGAUGCUAUACAGUUCUGCCUCUAUGAGCAACUUCGGAUCGGUUACAAACUAGCAGCCAAAAGAGAACUAAAUGAUCCUGAGAACGCAGUCAUAGGUGCUUUUGCAGGUGCAUUAACUGGUGCUAUUACAACCCCUCUCGAUGUCAUUAAGACAAGGCUAAUGAUCCAGGGAUCUGCAAACCAGUAUAAAGGGAUUGUCAAUUGUGUCAAGACUAUUGUUAGGGAAGAGGGACCCCCUGCCCUAUUAAAGGGUAUUGGACCAAGAGUUUUGUGGAUUGGUAUUGGUGGUUCUAUAUUCUUUGGUGUUCUUGAGAGCACUAAGCGCUUUCUUUCUGAGUCUCGAUUAAAGCCUUCUCAUUCUCCAGAUAACAAACAGGAUUAAUCUCUUCUAUUCUACUUUUGGAUUAUCAACGGUAUCCAUUUUUGGAGUUAAGCUUUUCACUUUUUUUAAAAAUUUUUUGCUAGUUAGUUAAAAAUAAUGCCAUUUUUUAAUUAUUACGCUUGUAUAUGUAUGAUGUACACUAAGAUCUCGUUUGGUUGACACAAUUGAAAUUUGUAUUUUCUUUUUUUAAUUUACUAGAAUUAUUUUUUUUAUUUGGUUUAAACAUGAAUUUAUAAUUGAUACGUGGAUUUAGAGUUAUCGACACUUUCAUUUGUAAUUAAAUUGCUUCAUUUUGU
Amaranthus tricolor (Joseph's coat) is the source of this 1440-nucleotide messenger RNA. Its product is annotated as S-adenosylmethionine carrier 1, chloroplastic/mitochondrial. Gene Ontology annotation, molecular function: S-adenosyl-L-methionine transmembrane transporter activity. The record is from RefSeq and is a predicted model, not a curated record. The transcript has 13 exons. Bases 164 to 1144 code for a protein of 326 amino acids. Gene Ontology annotation, biological process: transmembrane transport. Lineage: Eukaryota; Viridiplantae; Streptophyta; Magnoliopsida; Caryophyllales; Amaranthaceae. Gene Ontology annotation, cellular component: mitochondrial inner membrane.